CUACCAGUAGCUAAAUAGACCAGGCUGCUAUGAAACAUGAUCCUGGGAGGAAUUUGUUCCAAACAUUUGGAAAUCACACCCAGAAUUCAAGGAGGAGUCAAUUAGGAUUAAAGCACAGAUUGAGAACUCUGCAAAGCAUUCCCUGUUCAGGUGAGACGCUCCAUACUGUUCAGAUCUUUAAGGAUGCAUACUGGAAGCAAACAGAUGAUGACAUGGCUUGUGAUAUCUGUACUCUACAUAAUCACUGCAAUGAACAAAGCUCAACAGCUGAAAAACGCAAGAAUACCCUUUCUACAGAAUAAACCCUUUCUUGCCGUAUGGAAUGCACCCACAGAACAGUGCAGACAAAGAUACAAAGUCAACCUUGACCUCAGUGUCUUUGACAUUGUUGCUAAUCCAAAUGAAACCUUAAUAGGUACCGAUGUCACUAUAUUUUAUCACACACACCUGGGACAUUAUCCCUAUUUCACAGACGAUGGACAGCCAGUGAAUGGAGGCGUGCCUCAAAAUGAGAGCCUCAAAAAACACCUAAAUAAAUCAGAACAUGAUAUAAACAGACUUAUCCCUAAUAUUGAUUUCAAAGGCUUGGGAGUAGUCGACUGGGAAAACUGGAGACCACAAUGGGAUAGGAAUUGGGGAAGCAAACUUAUUUACAGAAACAAAUCCAUAGAGCUUGUUAAAAAUCGUCACCCAAAGUGGUCAGAUGAGCAACUAAAGAAGGUGGCAAAAGAAGAAUUUGAUUAUGCAGCCAAGAAAUUCAUGACUAAAACCAUUGCUCUAGCUCAGGAAAAAAGAUCACAAGGUCUCUGGGGGUAUUAUCUCUUCCCUGAUUGUUACAACUAUGAUUAUAAAGAAAAUCCUCAUUCCUAUACAGGCAGAUGCCCAAGUAUUGAAAUGAUUCGCAAUGAUUUGCUAGAGUGGCUGUGGAAAGAAAGCAAUGCACUUUACCCAUCCAUAUAUUUAGACUAUAUACUUAAAUCAACACCAAAUGCACUUAAGUUUGUUCAUUAUCGUGUAAAGGAAGCCAUGAGAGUGGCAUCAAUGGCAAGAAAGGGUUACAAUUUACCUGUUUUUGUCUAUUCAAGGCCAUUUUAUUCAUACACUCUUGAUACUUUGUCAGAGGCUGACCUAAUUCAUACAAUUGGAGAGAGUGCUGCAUUGGGGGCUGCAGGGAUUGUGCUAUGGGGAGGAAUGCAAUAUGCCAGUACAAAGGAAAGCUGCAUCAUUGUGAAGAAAUACAUUGAUGGACCCCUAGGACAUUAUCUUGUUAAUGUGACUGCAGCUGCUAAAAUGUGUAGUAAAGUCCUAUGCAAAAAGAAUGGGAGGUGCCUUAGAAGUAACAUAGACUCUCCAGAUUAUUUACAUUUAAAUCCAAAGCAUUUUAAGAUUAAGAAACAUUUUUCAGGAAAAGGCAUUUUUGCAACUGGGAAACCAGGGAAGGAAGAUCUACAUUACAUGGAGCAAAGAUUUAUGUGCCAGUGCUAUGAAGGAUGGACUGGUACAUUCUGUGAGCUUCCAGAACAAAGAGUGGGAAGAAAGGAAAACAUAUCACCUAACAGUUCAAGCAGAUCUGUGCUGCCCCUAAGUAUAAUAUUAUAUGUGCUUUACACUAUUUUGUCCAAAAUACUAAUUUUGUAAAUUUGUAGUGCCUAACAAUGCACAUGUAAAUAAUAGUAAACUGAGUUACUUUAUAUGAAUGCAGAGAGAGUGACAAAGAGAAAAAGGAUAAUGCAUGCCCUGCUGUAAUAUAUAAGGCUAUAGGAGGUCGCUCAGGAGUUACAGGUAUAUAUGACUCCAGGGUGACUUCCAGUUGCGAUUUACAUUUUACUGGGGUUAUAUUAUUUUACAAACUACAGCCCUCCAUGUUAGUGGCUGUUCGAGCUGCUAUAUAAGCUCCUCAGUGACUGGUGUCCCCCAUUUACAGCUUCCUCCCUGGAUUCUGACACAGUCAGAAUGUGCUAAAUGUGCUGCUGCUGGGAAGCAAAAAGCCGCCAAAAACAAAUCCACAGAGGGGAUGCUUCUCAUAGUAAAUUGUAUGCCUGCCCUAUAUAUUGAUUGCCAGAAUCUUUGUUGGCAACUUUCUCAUGGGUGCCGCUCAGACAGCACUGUCUACAGUAACGUUGCUUGGCUGUCACUUUAUGUCAGAAACAUUUUGAUGUCAGAAGGUUGAUUCUGUACCCUACUGUAACCUAUUGUCAUUUUUAAAGAUAGUAGAAGUCAAUGAGGAUUUACAUGACCAUAUAAUACUGACACUAUGCCUAUAAAAACCUGCCCAGCAUAGUUACUUCCAACAAAGUGGUUUUCAUAUUGACGUUAGGAAGGGUGGAAAACGCCACAAUUCUAAAAGGAUGGGACUUUGACCUGUCACCAAGAUAAGCAUCAUUCCCAAGCAGGCCCGGACUGGCAAUCUGUGGGUUCGGCAAAUGCCUGAUGGGCUACUUGCUUUAACAUGUAAAUGGAAUGCUCACCUAAAAAUGCUAAUUAUGUCUGUAUUUAAUAUGUAAAUGAACCACUCACUUUAGAAAUGUAAAUGAACUCUCUGUAACAGCCAGCCAUAGCUAAGCCGAUGCCUGUAGUGCACAUGCCAGUACUGGCAUAUGGGCGGAACCACGCAUUCUGACCAACUUCAGUUAGUAAUAUUAGAGUUGCUUGCUAUAUACCCAAUCCCUUUUGCUUAUGAUAGGUAUGUAGGCAACAGGAGGAUCAAUGCUCAGAAAAAUAACUUCAGCCUGUAUAUGGAAAACUGUGAAAUGUAGCAUUGAUUGCAUGAGGCAGCCUAGUCUCUUCAAGUAUGUCACACUUUGACCCUGUGCCACACAUGGUAAUUAAAGUCCUUUUAUGUGCCAGGAUGCAUGGUCUAUAUGGGGGCACACAGGACAAUUUAGAAUACAGUAUACUGUAAGUAUAGGGCCACUAAUCCAUCUGAUAGAAUAGUUGUAACAGAAACUAGGGUGAGAUAAUUGUUGCAAGGGCCAGUUCAAGCACAUAGGGUGUAUAAUAUUACUGGGAAUUAUAUGGUAAUGUACUCUUAAAAUAUCUAUUAAUAAACACUAGUUCUAGUUAACCUUGGGGUUGGAAAUAUAUCAUGCUUUGCAUGCGCGUGAAUACACGGGCUGCCUCGAUACUUUUGCCAGGGCUACAUUUUCCUCCCAGUCCGGCCCUGCUCCCAAGACUGCUCUGCUUGAAGUUAUGUUGGUCACUUACACUUGUCAGUAACCUGUGGCUGAAUUGAGGCAGGGGGGCACAUUUGCAAGGAGCAGUUGUGCUCUGCUCUUUUGUACCAGCUGUGCCUAGGAUGGUACAUCCAAUGUAAAGCAUACAGAAUAGCACUCACAGGUGGAAACCUGUAAUGAAUUAUGUACCCUGUGUACUCCAGGGUUUAUAUACAAAGCUAUAGAUGCCCAUAUGCCAAAUGCAAGCAAUGCUAUGCACAGAGAUAGGCACAACUUAUGGUGGGCAGGUGCACUGUUGGCAAAAAACAUGCAUUUUGACUGGAUACAUAUUUGUUUUAUUUAAUAGACAACAUAUUCCACAGUGGUGUACAAUUCAUGGGUUGGUGUAUUAUGAACAUAUGGAUUUCAUACAAAUAUAUGACCCAAACAGGAAGUAAAUAGGGGCCUGCUAAAUAGAGCUUUCAAACUAAAUGUUUUUAUCUGAGCUUUGCUUAACGACAUAAUUAGAACCUAUUGAUAUAUUUAACAUAUAUAUAAGUAAUACACACAUGAUUCAAUAUGUAUUAUUUUCUAUUAUUUUCUAUAUAUUGUUUAAAAUCAGUCCCCAAACACUCUAACUUUACAUUUAGGCCUUCGAACAAGGAUGGCUGAGCAGCCCCAUCUGGUGCUGAAAAAUGAGAAGACAUCCUUCAUCAAACAGCAGGGUAGGGAGAAAAUGUUCCACAGUUAUCACAGAAAUUUACCUUAUUAUUCAGGGCUGUACAACCGGAGGCCACAGGCUGGAUGACCAACCAAAUGAUUUUCAUGGCCCCCAAAUUGCUCAAGAGCUCCAGUGACCUCUUGUCAGUUUAUUAUAAUCUGGAACUCUAACAUGCGUUAUAGUAAAUAACAGAGCCACUAUAUGGAAGAAUUAGGACAGCCUUCUUAAAGUGUAUGUGUGAAUUUCUCACUUACUAUGCAAGGAUGGAGACACAGGGCCUUUCUAGCUUGUGUUAGACUGCUCAAAGAUGAUUGCUGACUGCUUGCUUUUUGCACCUGCAAUUUUUCAUGUAAUGUUAGUAAAUGAGAUUUUGGUCUACUAAGCUUUAUCUUAAUGUUAAAUUCCCCAGUAUGUUAUGUGUGCAAGAAUCAUUUUAGAGUUCUGCAUAAGAUACUACUAUUAAAAAUAAAACUGACAUCCAAUAA
Xenopus laevis (African clawed frog) is the source of this 4358-nucleotide messenger RNA. It is a transcript of the gene hyal4.L, whose product is annotated as hyaluronidase 4 L homeolog. Gene Ontology annotation, biological process: hyaluronan catabolic process; carbohydrate metabolic process. Lineage: Eukaryota; Metazoa; Chordata; Amphibia; Anura; Pipidae. Bases 184 to 1638 code for a protein of 484 amino acids. Gene Ontology annotation, cellular component: cytoplasmic vesicle; extracellular region. The record is from RefSeq and is a predicted model, not a curated record. The transcript is spliced from 4 exons. Gene Ontology annotation, molecular function: hyalurononglucosaminidase activity.